GCGGCGCCAGCAGCCGGGACCCCGCACGGUGCGCACGGUGCGGCGGGGGAGAGCCGAACUGAGUCCGGCUGGGGCCGCAGGAGGGCGGCGUGGCGGAGGACGCCGAGACGCUGCGGCCGCGCGGAGUGGACUAGCUGCGCACCUGGAAAGUUACGCGGCGGCCUGAUUCCCGAGCAACAUGGGAAAUGGUUCGGUGAAACCCAAACAUGCUAAGCACCCAGAAGGCCAGUCAGGGAACCUCAGCACGGAUGCCCUGCGGAACAAGGUGGCAGAGCUGGAGCGGGAGCUGAGGAGGAAGGAUGCCGAGCUUCAGGACCGGGAGUACCACCUGAAGGAGCUGAGGGAGCAGCUGGCCAAGCAGACUGUGGCCAUCGCGGAGCUCACCGAAGAGCUGACGAGCAAGUGUAUCCAGCUAAACAAGCUGCUGGAUGUCAUUCACGUGCAGGGAGGAAGCCCUCCACAGGCCUCUCCCGACAAAGUGCCUCUGGAGGUCCACCGCAAGACCUCGGGGCUUGUCUCUCUCCACAGCAGGAGGGGGGCGAAGGCUGGAGUGUCUGCGGAGCCCACCACCCGAACCUACGACCUCAACAAACCCCCCGAGUUCUCCUUUGAGAAAGCAAGAGUCAGGAAGGACUCCAGUGAGAAAAAGCUCAUCACAGAUGCCCUCAAUAAGAACCAGUUUCUGAAGAGACUGGACCCCCAGCAGAUCAAAGACAUGGUGGAAUGCAUGUACGGGAGGAGCUACCCACAGGGCAGCUACAUCAUCAAGCAAGGAGAGCCAGGCAACCACAUCUUUGUGCUGGCAGAGGGUAGACUAGAGGUGUUCCAAGGAGAGAAGUUGCUCUCGUCCAUCCCAAUGUGGACCACUUUUGGGGAACUGGCAAUUUUGUACAACUGUACCCGUACUGCCUCUGUGAAAGCUAUUACGAAUGUUAAAACGUGGGCGCUCGACAGAGAGGUAUUCCAGAACAUUAUGAGGAGAACAGCCCAAGCCAGGGAUGAGGAGUACAGAAAUUUCCUCAGAAGUGUUUCCUUGUUGAAGAAUUUACCUGAAGAUAAACUAACCAAGAUCAUUGACUGCUUGGAAGUGGAAUACUAUGACAAAGGCGACUACAUCAUCAGAGAAGGAGAAGAAGGAAGUACCUUUUUCAUUUUGGCAAAAGGAAAGGUGAAAGUCACACAGAGCACUGAAGGCCACGAUCAGCCCCAGUUGAUCAAAACCCUUCAAAAAGGGGAGUACUUUGGAGAAAAAGCUCUGAUCAGUGAUGAUGUCAGAUCAGCCAAUAUAAUUGCUGAAGAAAAUGAUGUCGCGUGCCUCGUGAUAGACCGAGAGACAUUCAACCAAACUGUUGGGACAUUUGAGGAGCUCCAGAAAUACCUUGAGGGGUAUGUGGCCAACCUGAACCGCGAUGAUGAAAAAAGACAUGCCAAGCGCUCUAUGUCUAACUGGAAGUUGUCCAAAGCCCUUUCUCUGGAGAUGAUUCAGCUGAAAGAGAAGGUGGCCAGAUUCUCCUCAACGUCCCCAUUCCAGAACCUCGAGGUUAUCGCCACACUGGGCGUUGGUGGGUUCGGAAGAGUGGAGCUUGUUAAAGUUAAGAACGAGAAUGUUGCUUUUGCUAUGAAGUGUAUAAAGAAGAAGCACAUAGUUGACACUAAGCAGCAAGAACAUGUCUUCUCAGAAAAGAGGAUCCUGGAGGAGCUGUGCUCUCCGUUCGUAGUGAAAUUAUAUCGUACUUUCAAGGACAAUAAAUAUGUGUACAUGCUUCUGGAGGCCUGCUUGGGUGGAGAGCUGUGGAGUAUUCUAAGGGACAGGGGAAGCUUUGAUGAACCCACCUCCAAAUUCUGUGUCGCCUGUGUGACAGAAGCCUUUGAUUACCUACAUGGACUAGGCAUUAUCUACAGAGAUCUGAAGCCAGAAAACUUAAUCCUGGAUGCCGACGGCUACCUUAAGUUGGUUGACUUUGGAUUCGCCAAGAAGAUUGGCUCUGGGCAGAAAACGUGGACAUUCUGUGGGACUCCAGAGUAUGUGGCCCCUGAGGUCAUUCUCAACAAAGGACACGACUUCAGCGUGGACUUCUGGUCCCUGGGAAUUCUAGUAUAUGAGCUCCUAACGGGCAACCCACCCUUUUCUGGAAUAGACCAAAUGAUGACCUACAAUUUGAUUCUCAAAGGAAUUGAAAAAAUGGAUUUUCCCAGGAAGAUAACAAGGAGGCCUGAGGAUUUGAUCCGGAGGCUUUGCAGGCAAAAUCCUACAGAAAGGCUGGGGAAUCUGAAGAAUGGGAUCAACGACAUUAAGAAGCACAGGUGGUUAAAUGGUUUUAAUUGGGAGGGCCUGAAAGCACGGAACCUUCCAUCACCUUUGCGAAGAGAGCUCAGUGGCCCCAUAGAUCACAGCUACUUUGACAAGUAUCCUCCUGAAAGGGGGGUGCCUCCGGAUGAGAUGUCAGGCUGGGAUAAAGACUUCUGAAAGAAGAAAAGUGACGGCAGGCAUGUGAGGAUCAAUGACACCGUGCUGAGUAUUCCUCUCAUGAGAGCAUCAGGAAGAUCUCUUAGAAGAUCAUCAGGGAGAAGAUCCUGAUGGAUCACGGAAGCAGAGUGGCUAGAUGUGGUUCUGAAUGAGAACAUCUCCUUUAGAUGCUGUGAAUUACCCCUGUAUUCCUGUAUUUGUCUCUGCUGUCAAAGACUGUCCCCUCCCUUUUACAUGAUCAGAUCUAUUUUUGCUGGCAUAGCAUAGAUUUCUCUGAGAUCUGUUCCUCCCUACAACUCAUACUCUCUUGCCUCGAAUCCUAAGAAAAUAUUAAUAUUUUCACCUUGAGCACCUAAGUCAUCCAGAUAGAAGGAAGAAUAUGAACAACUUUAGAAGACUCUUUCCAGGGCUGAACAGAAACCAAGGAUAUAUUGUGACAUCUUCAAGUGGUGGUUUCCAGAAAUCAUGAAUUUCAUCUUCUUUUAACCUAAAAAUACACUAAAUUGUUUUUCUGAUUCCAUCCAGGGAAAAGAAAACAUUUGAAUACUAGUCAGAAAUACCAGUUACUUAAGGAAGUCAGUUAAUCAAAUCAGAUAAUUACAUUAUUUUUAAUGACUUAGAAAAGUAAACAAAAACUUUCUUUUUCCUUUGGCCAGCUGUGAUACCUCAGAGAUUUUUCAGUAUCUUCAUUAAAAAUCAUCUAGAGAGUAUGGCUAAAUAUUGGGCCUUUGGAAAUGUUUUACCUUAUAUUAAAAAAUAUUUCCACUAGCAAAAUAGAAAACCUGGUGGAACAAAAUACGAAGGACAUUUCCUUCCCACAAAAGACUAAGCACAAUGAACUCUGGUAGGUAAAGUUGCUGAUCCUUUCAAACUCUGAGAUAUACUGUUUAGUCCGUUAUUACUGCUAUUAAUAAACACAAAGAACAGAAGGACCACCUUUACUCUUUAUUGAGAAGCCGGUUGGCAGAUGCUGGUAUUUGUUGUAAUCACUGAGUUAGUGGCUUUGUUUAAAGCAUUUGAGUCAUGUAUAUAAUUACAGCACAAGCUACUGGGAAUGUGAUAGGAUUUUAGAAGGCAAAGGAACUCUCAGAAUCUGCUCUCUUUCUGCUGUGACUUGACAGUCUUCCAAAGAGUGAAUAGGAGAGGUUCUGUGCCCUGGUCACCCGUCCCUGAGGAUUUCACCGGUGAGUGUUGGUGGGUGUUGAUCACAACUACUUCCUCUCUUCCUUCCAAAAUGGUGGCAAAUUUCGCUCUAUCUUUUUAAUCCGGCAGGGUAGAAACGACAUUCUGCAUCAUUCCUAGUUCCUGUAUCGUUCAAACUUCUGAUUGUAUUUUCAUAUGAUAAUAUUCUAUGUGAAAAGCAAACUUCGCCAACUCCACACGUAUUUUUUCAUUCUUUAUAGAAAGUCAGCAACUUAUUUCCUGAAGAUUUAAGCCAGAUAAGCGAGGCCCAGAAUAAGAAAGUGCAUCCUUAAUAAAUUAUAUUUACAUAUUUAGAGUCCUUUUGCUGAACCAAAGAGUUUUGUUUUUCAGAGUAGAUUUUUAAAGAUUAUGUAUUGUAUAUAAAAAAGCCAUUUUUAAUAGAAUUAAUAUAACAUGCUUUAAGAAUUUCUAAAGUCUAAAAAUAUUUUAUUUGCAUUUGGUUUGUAAUGUACUAUAUGUUUUUUCAUGUAUAUAUUUUAUAAUUAUAAACAAAUACAGGUAGAAAAUGGAUAUACUGGAUGGACAUUAGGACUGUACAGUUAUAAUAACAAUGGUAUUCUCAAAAUUGUUCCAUUAUUCUAGUUGAAGAGAAUAAUACCACAUGUAUAGACUUAAAACCCAACCUAGAGGUUAAUUUUUCCUGUGAGUGGUCAUAUCAUAUGUAAUUCUCACAUAUGACUUUUUUUUACUGUGUUUCCUUUAUAAAGAUGAAGAUAUGUAAGACUGAAUUAUCUUUUAAUCUCAGCUUGAUUUUUAGCUCAGUGACCUUGACAAGAUGAUUUGCCUUUGGGUACUCGCGUCUUACUUGUAGCACAAAGGUGCAGUGAUGUUUACAGACAGAUCCUUACCUGGUGUCUGGGAAGUGAUCCUUGAUGCGUCGA
Molecule: messenger RNA, 4551 nt
Organism: Chionomys nivalis (European snow vole)
Lineage: Eukaryota; Metazoa; Chordata; Mammalia; Rodentia; Cricetidae
Gene: Prkg2
Product: protein kinase cGMP-dependent 2
Exons: 19
Coding region: 179-2467 (762 amino acids)
Biological process (GO): protein phosphorylation
Molecular function (GO): ATP binding; cGMP-dependent protein kinase activity
Source: RefSeq, a predicted model, not a curated record